AUGGGAAAUAAGCAUUCUCAAGGAAAGAAGAGCCAUGGAGGGGAAUAUCUUAAAAGAUCAUCCAGCCAAACACCAAAAAGCUUUUCCUCCAAUCAGCAUUCAUUGGAGAAAUCACGUCAUUCCUCUUUGGCUAAUUUAAAACAUCUAUUAAGAGGUAAUUCAAAGGAAACGUUGAAACAAGUUUUCAAGAUGGCAGAGACCAUAAAUAAGGAUGCAACCAUCGUUGUGACAGCCCAUCCAAUGACAACAUUUGGCGAUUACGACUCUGGGAGAGAUCAAAAAGUUCCUCAAAAGAAUGCUUGUGUCAAUGCUCAUGAUCAGGUUCCAUUUACGAGAUCACGCUCCUCUGCUCUUAUUAAUGCAAUUCUCAUUAAGAAAUUAGAGGAAGCCAAAUACCAACAACCUCCAAUCAAAAGUCCUGAAACUCCACAUUAUGACACGGCAAGACAAUUAAUGUUCCACAAAGAGGAUGAAAAGUUACCAUCUUCAUCAUGGCAAGAUGUCUGUCCAAUUGGGUUUGAUCCUCGUUCUCCAACUCCUGACGUUGCAAGAACUCCAAUCAAAAAACAAGGUUCCAUGAUCACCAGAGAUCUUGACGUGAGAGAAUUGAACAAGUUAAUUGAUUUGAAUGCAAUUCCAUUUGAUGACGAACAUUUGAGAUUACACUCUCAAGUAGCAUUCACUCCAACGGAUGGUAACAUGUUGACCUCAUCAGGAAGAAGUAUUAUGGAUGACGAUGGUGACGAACAUAACGAAGAUGUGCCAGUGAUGGAAGAAACACAAAAAUCUUCAAAACCAGCUCCUAAAAAGGUGACCGAUGUAUCAAAUGAUGAUUUGAGCUUUUCAAAACGCAAUAGCUUCGUCUUGCCAUCUCCUAUCCUUGCAUUUGAUCCAAGUAAGAAGCAUCGUAAAUUACCACCUAACAAUAAGGAAAUCCUUGAUAUACCAAUGUUGAAUAUUGAAUCAAAAGAUGACAUUCAAGCCAACAAUCCACAACUCCUGGUUGACCAAGAGUUGGUGACACCUGCAGCCAAUAACACUCCAUCCACACAAGGUAUUCAAGAAAUGGGAACCAUUCCACCCGAAAGUUGUGAGUUUCACAAAGAAGAUGACUUUGAAAUACUACCCAAUGAUAUGAACAAUAAUACAGAUGAGCCGCUACCAUCGAAUGGUCCAACCAUCUCAAUGAAAAAGAUGCCUUCCCUUAAACCUGUUCCCUUCAUGACACCACAACCAUACCAUGGAGGCUACAUGUCACCCUCUCCCUUGCAUAGAGCAGCAGCUGCUGCCACUAAUUCAUCACCAUUAUUUGGUAAUCACAGUCCAAGCUCAGAAGAAGCAUGUCCUUCAUCCAAUUCUGAUUCCACUACAGAUAGUACUAUUAGUUCUGUAUAUGCUACUCCAACAACACCAACACGGAAUGAUCAUAAGGAAAAUUAUUCAAACAAACAAGAACCCAUUUUCACAAAUAUUGCUGUCAUUACAAACAAUGGAGCCAAGUUUUUACCAAAGCUAGCUACCAAUAAGGAAGUCUCAUCACGAACAAAUCAUAGAGAUCACGCAGCAACAGUAGUCGCCACUAAACAUCAUCCUCCCCAUCAUUUAAAAAAGAGCUCGAAGAGUCCUUUGAAAGACAUUUCCAACAAUAAUUUCAACAAUUACAUUAGAUGA
This is a messenger RNA of Naegleria fowleri, 1671 nucleotides long. RefSeq lists its product as uncharacterized. Bases 1 to 1671 code for a protein of 556 amino acids. The record is from RefSeq and is a predicted model, not a curated record. The transcript has a single exon. Lineage: Eukaryota; Heterolobosea; Eutetramitea; Acrasida; Naegleriidae.